This is a messenger RNA of Trematomus bernacchii (emerald rockcod), 887 nucleotides long. RefSeq lists its product as uncharacterized. The record is from RefSeq and is a predicted model, not a curated record. The transcript is spliced from 4 exons. The coding region runs from base 1 to 846 and encodes 281 amino acids. NCBI's taxonomy places the organism in Eukaryota, Metazoa, Chordata, Actinopteri, Perciformes, Nototheniidae.
AUGGAGCUCCCCCGGAAAGGGAGGGACUUCGCCUCUCGACUGCAGCCGGAUGCUACGUCAUCGAAUCCCGUCGAAGGACUGUUCCGAUGUACAGGAUCCUUGGAAUUCUACCGAGGGCUGAAUACUUCGUUGCACGAAAUUUCGAGGCUGCUCAUGUGUAUCCUCGGCGGCUUUAAAGGACCCACAAUUCUUUGCGCACGGACCAAUUUCCAAAAUCUUUGGCGGGAAAUGGCUGAAUCCAAGCAGUAUACAUUUAAAUGGAAUAAGGAACAGACCGAGGCAUUUAUACGCCACCGCGUUGAGCACCGGCACCUUUUCACGGGCGGUAGGGACACCGCCGCCAAUGGUUAUCGGACAAUUUUGGCAAAAAUGGGGGUUAUGGGCAAGGUAACCCACACCCAAGCCAAAAAGAAAUGGGACAAUCUGAAAACCAAGUACAAGGAAUGCAAGUGUCCCACCUCAGGACAGGGCACUGACGACGGGAAACCGACGGCAGCGACAUGGCACUGGUUUGUCCUAAUGGAUGAGGCAUUAGGGCAGUCUGCGGCGGGCAUGCCCCCCGGCCUGAUUGCCUCCAUCCAAGAGGACAAACCAGGGCCAAGCACUGCCCAGGAAGGUCAGAGAGGGCGAGGGGAUGAGGAUGAGGAGGAAAAAUACAAGGAGGACACGGAGAGACAGAGAGGAGGAGGCGGAGGAACGAAAAAGAGGGAGAGAGAGGAUCCCUUCCUUAAUCUCUUGAGGGAAGACCUCCUCUAUCAGAGAGAGGCAGAAGAGAGGAGAGCAGCAGAGGCCCGAGAAAGAUUUGAAAGGUUCUUUGCUCUCUUAGAGCGUUUUGCACCAAAAUAAAUAAUUGAAUUAUAAUGUAAUUAAAAUGAACCUCGUUUUGA